CCUCGCCUCGAAAACCUCCACUGUUCGACAUUACGCGUCUUAUACACCAUGUCUGCUGAUCUCACCGUUCAAGAGGAGGUGCAAGUGAAUCAGGCUGUGGGCCUUGAUGAGAAUGACUUGGAGGCGAUGAAGCGAAAAGUCGCCGAAAUGGAGGCGGAAGCAGCUAAGCUUAGAGAAAUGACAGAAUCCUUAAACCAAGAAUCGGAGUUAUUGGAGGAAAACAAGGAAGAAGUCGAUUCACGGAGUGUUUACGUGGGAAACGUCGAUUAUGCUGCCACACCUGAGGAAAUCCAAGCACAUUUCAGCAGUUGUGGGACAAUCAACCGCGUCACGAUUCUAUGUGACAAGUACACCGGGCAUCCUAAAGGCUUUGCAUACGUGGAAUUUGCAGAACCAAGCCUUGUACCCCAGGCUCUACUUCUGAAUGAAAGUACCUUUCAUGGCAGGCCGCUUAAGGUGACUCCUAAGCGUACAAAUGUACCAGGCAUGAGCGCAAGAGGUCGUGGAAGGGGUCGCGGUCGUGGUGGAUUCAGAGGUGGACCUCGGGGAGGUGGUUACAGAGGCGGCUUCCGUGGAAGAGGACGGGGUGGUUUCACGCCUUACUAAAGGUGAUGACGGAGAGAUGGCAAGUGUUGGGUGCAUUGGUUGGAUCGACCGUUUGAUCGAACCGUGAAUAAAUUGGGUACGGAGAGACUGCGUGUCCGUCGAAAAGGACAGCAUCGCGGAGAUGCUUCAUGUAGCUUAUCAGAGACAGUAUAAUACAUCUCUUAUGAGACCGUCC
This is a messenger RNA of Saitoella complicata NRRL Y-17804, 781 nucleotides long. Its product is annotated as RNP domain-containing protein. The transcript has 3 exons. NCBI's taxonomy places the organism in Eukaryota, Fungi, Ascomycota, Saitoellomycetes, Saitoellales, Saitoellaceae. The coding region runs from base 49 to 606 and encodes 185 amino acids. The record is from RefSeq and is a predicted model, not a curated record. Gene Ontology annotation, molecular function: RNA binding.